AUGGGACGCUUGAGAAGAGUGCUGGUGUCGGUGUGGGUGGUGGUGGUGAUCUUGUGCGGCGUGACAAGUGCCGACGAAGGCAGUGGACAAGGUGAGUCCACGUACGAAGAAUACGAUGACGAGGGCCCGUACCAGGGCGGCUACCGGGAGGCAGACUUUGACAGCCUGGAGGACUUAGCCGUCCACGAGGAUGUGCUCGAUCCGAUCACUGACGAUGACAUUUCUUACUCAGGAUACGAUUACGAAGAACAGCCGGACGACGAUGUUGCGUCGUCUGCGAGUUCCACCGUGACCGCACCCUCGACCGAUUCCGCGCUGUGGCAGCACGCGAUGCUCGGGAACGAUUCGUUUAGUGAAAUGGAAGAAAAGCAAUCCACAUUGGUGGGCGAUGGGCAAAGUACGCCACUCCCCGCUGACAACAUAGCGAAUGCCGGGCUUGACCCAACGUCUUCCACCUCACCACCGGCAGACGAAAAAAGUUGCCGUGAUCGGCAGAAACUAUCAAUUCAACCGACAUUUCUAAGUCGCAACGCUAGUGUGAUCAGAAAGUGCUGCCCACGGGAUGAGAGCUAUCAGGCGGAACACGCCAAGUACGUGUCCUGUCAGCAUAAUGCACGCAGCGCGGACUUACCCCAACCGAUAGUGGCCCGAUUCUAUCAAGACUGCAUUGAAGACCUGGAGGAGGACAUACAUCUGGAGGUGCUGGUCGGCAAUCCUUGCCCCAAUGACGGCGGCAUGGUUUCGUUCAGCGAGCGUACGAACGAUACGCUGUACAUCAUCCAAAACGGCUCGUUGCUGGUGGUCUAUGGCGGUAGCGAUUAUGAUGUGUUCGAUACGUACUGCUUGGAUUACGAUCGCGACUACGGUACGCUGAUCGGAUACGUGUGCCCCUCGGAGGUGCAUAUAUUGGUGGACCUUGUCAAGGGCCAACUAUUUAUGCUUACCAUCUGUCUGAUCGUUGCCAUACCGGCGCUGCUCGUUACCGCGGGGCUGUACAUUGUCGUGCCGAAACUGCGCGAUCUGCACGGCCGUGCGCUGGCGAUGAACUGCGCUAACUUUGCGGUAGCCCUGCUGCUGGAAUGUUUCUACCAGUAUCGAAACCGCGGUCAACGGAUGCUGAUGGAUGACAUGGUGCUGGAGAAUUGGGCGGAAAUUUUCAUACUGGCCACGUUCUUCUGGUUGCUGGUGAACUGUGCGAACAAUUGCUUUCAUGCCUGGUAUUAUGUGCCGAGAGGGAAGAAAUUCAACUCGCGGGAAGAAAAUCAACGAUUUGCGGGUUACGCAGCAUUCGCGCAGCUUUUGCCAUUGUUCAUUAUUUGGAAGUGGUCUACAACGCCCGGAGGAACUCCGGCCAUUAAGAACUAUCUGUUUUAUCCGAUCUUUGCGACCUGGACAUUGGGCUUCAUUUUUCUCCUGGUUACAUUAUUUGGGUUACGGCGCUUAAAAACGAGGUACUAUGACCGCUGUGAGAUACGGCGCCGUUUGCUGUUGCAACGGCGUAGAGAUGAACUAUGCAAAUUUCUGCCAGUUAACGGGCGCAAAGUGGACAAAGUUAUCUACAUGUCGAAGUAUACGAUACCACUGUUGCUCGUGAUGGGCAUCAUCUGGUCGGUUAUGGCGUGGACGUACUACCGGUCAUACGAGCUGCCAAUCUUCUACGACAUUCUGUUCGGCUUACAGGGCAUACUGAUGUUCGUCAUCUUCGUCUGCAUGCCACGCCCGUGGAAAGCGAUUAAGGAGUGGAGCGUUCAAAACCGCUACUGCAGGUGGAUGUGCCAAACAGGUCCGGUGCAUGAGCAAACGGUGGUAGAGCAAGCACCGAUGAUGCGACAAUUCGUACCGGUUCAGAUGGCUCCAACGCCACGUGACCUUAAUGUGGAAAUCGACAGCAAACCACACCAAUCGUCACACGAUGUUUCGGAGUUAAAACCGAUCAUUCGUAGGAAAUAUCUUCUCUCCUAUCUGGAGCAAGACUAAGGAAAAUGUUAGGUAUUGCGGUUGGCUUGUAAUUAUGAUCGGGUGUUGCCAUCAUUGCCAUUUUUCACAACACAGUACUAACAGAAUCAACUAGAUGUGGCAGGAAGUACAUCUAAUGUUGAUGGAUGCUGGUUGAUAUCGUACUGUAAUGUUGAAUUUCAUGACUAUUAGGUUAAGACAGCAACAAGUUCAUACGUGGUUAGGCAAUCGGAAGAACUACUACCAAAAGCGAUUAUUUUGUGUUUAAUC
Messenger RNA from Anopheles moucheti, 2226 nucleotides. Its product is annotated as probable G-protein coupled receptor Mth-like 14. The transcript is spliced from 5 exons. The coding region runs from base 1 to 1977 and encodes 658 amino acids. Gene Ontology annotation, molecular function: G protein-coupled receptor activity. The record is from RefSeq and is a predicted model, not a curated record. NCBI's taxonomy places the organism in Eukaryota, Metazoa, Arthropoda, Insecta, Diptera, Culicidae.